Molecule: messenger RNA, 840 nt
Organism: Lycium barbarum (goji berry)
Lineage: Eukaryota; Viridiplantae; Streptophyta; Magnoliopsida; Solanales; Solanaceae
Exons: 3
Coding region: 1-840 (279 amino acids)
Source: RefSeq, a predicted model, not a curated record
AUGGGUAACAAGUAUUGCAAGAAGUUGCACCCAGUUAUAGCACAGGCCAAAGGAGCAUCAAAUGUGUGGAAGAAACUGGUGGCAGUGAGAAAUGAUUUAGAACAUCAUAUAUGGUGCCAAUUGAAAGGAGGUACUUCUAGCUUCUGGUUUGAUAACUGGACAAAACAAGGUGCUUUGUACUUUGUUGAUAAUGCGUUGGCCAUUCAUGAGGAGAUAGAGGUGAAGGAAUUUAUAUCUGAUGGGGAGUGGAAUUUGCAAAAAUUACAGGAAUUUCUUACUGAAGAAACUGUGGAAUACAUACAAGAUACCAUUAGUCCAAAGCUAAUUGAAGCUGAUAAUUAUAAAGCUUUAUGGAUGGGUGAAACAAAUAGAAAAUUUACAGUCAAAAGUGCAUGGGAGGAAACUAGACUAAAGCAAGACAAUCUUGAAGCUUAUCGAUAUAUAUGGUUGAAGGGAUUGCCUAUUAAAAUAAGCUUAUUUUUAUGGAGAGUUUGGAAGAGGUGCAUAGCAACUGAUGACAACCUUAAGAGAAUGCAUAUCAAUAUUGUCUCAAGAUGCUGCAGAUCAUUAUUCUAUGGUGGAAAGCCAAUGCACCUUGAAAGCUACAAGGGAUAUUUCAAGCCAUGCCGGCUAUCAUUAUGUGAGAGAUCUGGAAAAGAAGAAACUCAAUCAAACAUGACAAAAAUACAUCAUAUAGCAGAAUGGUAUACCAGAAUUCCACCAGACUGGCAUGCUGUUAUAGACCUGUUGAGCAACUACAAGCCAAAACUGCAUUACUGCAAGGUUCUAUGGAAAAUGCCACAACAUGGAUUGAAGUGUAACACAGAUGGAGCUUCUUGA